This is a messenger RNA of Antechinus flavipes (yellow-footed antechinus), 1421 nucleotides long. It is a transcript of the gene LSM8, whose product is annotated as LSM8 homolog, U6 small nuclear RNA associated. Gene Ontology annotation, biological process: mRNA splicing, via spliceosome. Gene Ontology annotation, cellular component: U6 snRNP; precatalytic spliceosome; U4/U6 x U5 tri-snRNP complex. The record is from RefSeq and is a predicted model, not a curated record. NCBI's taxonomy places the organism in Eukaryota, Metazoa, Chordata, Mammalia, Dasyuromorphia, Dasyuridae. Gene Ontology annotation, molecular function: RNA binding. The transcript has 5 exons. The coding region runs from base 47 to 337 and encodes 96 amino acids.
GAGAGGCAGAGGAAGCGCAGACUCCGGAGCGCGCGGCCCGAGCAACAUGACGUCGGCCUUGGAGAACUACAUCAACCGUACGGUUGCUGUUAUUACAUCUGAUGGCAGAAUGAUUGUGGGAACCCUAAAAGGUUUUGAUCAGACCAUCAAUUUAAUUUUGGAUGAAAGCCAUGAACGAGUGUUCAGCUCUUCUCAGGGAGUAGAGCAAGUGGUAUUAGGAUUAUACAUUGUAAGAGGUGACAAUGUUGCAGUCAUUGGAGAAAUUGAUGAAGAGACAGACUCUGCACUUGAUCUGGGAAAUAUUCGGGCAGAGCCUCUAAAUUCGGUAGCACACUGAUAAAAUAUUUACUUUAGGCUUUUGUAAAUCUUUUGACUGUACAGAUCUACUUAUUCUGAGGAUAAUGUGCAAAAUUUAUACAAAUUGUGAUAACUACAUUUUUAUUCAUUUUGUGUGUUGCAGUUUGAUAUGUAAAUUAAAAUAUUUCUACAUUUUGCAUUUUAUUGUAAGUUUUUUAUAUUGUAUAAAUAUCUAAUAGUUACUAAUAGUCAUAAUUUGGGGAAUUUUAUAAACACAUGGUAAUUUUGAUAUUUUAUAAUGGAAAAUUGUAAGCAGAAAUUUAUACACCACUUACAUCAAAGGUAUAUAUUCCCUUGAGUAUAUCUACCUGGAGUUCCUCAGAUUAAUUUUUUUUUACUACUUUGGCAUUGGUUUAUUUCUGCAACUGCUAUUUUCUGAUAGUUCGUGUAGCUUCCUGUAAUAAUUGUGAAUCAGUUGAGGUUUAAUUGAAAAGGAAAAUGAUGGGAGAGAAAAGAUUCUCAUAUGGAACAAAGAUAGGGAUUUGAAAGGUAUGAAGGUGUAAAAGAGAUAAGGUAUAAGAAUUGGUAAGUUUGCAAUGAAUAAUUUGCCUGAGAUAUGUUUUAAAUAAUGGCCUUAUUGUGUACAAAUUAUCUUGAUGUUGAUGAAAUUGUUCCAACUUAGCAAAUGUCAUUUUAUAAAUAUCUGUAAUUGAAAAUUUGUUUAUAUCCAGUCAAAGCUUGCUUUCAUUGAGUAAGUAGUCUUUCAACAAUUUUCUCCAAUACAUUGAGUGUUAACAGAUAAUUCAAAGGAGUGAAUUUUCUGUGUAAGCGCAUUGAUAAUUUAUAUGUAAAUUAUAAAUGAAGGAAAAUCCCCGACUUAUGAAUGGAUUGUAAUACAAAAAUACUUGUCAUGGCGUGCAGUUUUAAAUAUCUUUCCUCAUAGAAGUAAUUGAUGGUACAUUCUUAAGUGGGCUGUGUUUCUAGGUUAGCCUAUAAAUGCCUAUAAAGAGUUAAAAUUUUUCAAUCGGAGAAUAUAAAACAUUAUUAUACUUUGAAGAAAAGUCUUGGAGAGUAAGUAAAUGAUUUGAAUAUAUUCAAGAGCAUUAAAAAUGUUAUGGUAACAA